Molecule: messenger RNA, 919 nt
Organism: Salvia hispanica
Lineage: Eukaryota; Viridiplantae; Streptophyta; Magnoliopsida; Lamiales; Lamiaceae
Product: period circadian protein
Source: RefSeq, a predicted model, not a curated record
AAUAAAUAAAUUACUAAUUUGUAGAAAAUGAAGGUCGCCGAGAAAGUGAUACUCUUACUCGACGGCGGUAACGUCGGCGUCGCGGCCGCCAUUGCCGGCAGUCUCCACCCGAAUCCCAGCGAAAAGCUUCAGACUACAAAGGAAUCUUUCCGAUUUUCGUUAGAAUGCUACGGAAUCAAAGAUCUGAUGGCAUCCGGCGAGGUAAUUCAUUUCGUCGGUUCAGGUGGCUGUUAUGAGGUGUCUAUUUUGAUGUUGGAGAAUUAUGAGCCUCCAGUCUUAGCUUGUGCUCUGAAUGAAGUUUUGUUGAAAUUAGCCGGAGAAGAACAAUCUACCCUGCCAACACUCAUAGUCCCUUUCGUUGUGCCAGAAACUAAGCUCAAACUGAAAAAUAGAUAUUCUGGGAAAAGCGAAAAGGUUUCACUGUAUGGCAUGAAAUUAGGCCCCAAAACAGAUGUAUCUGAGUUAUUGAGCUCCAGAUUGCAACAGUCGCCACUGUUUUCUCAGAUUUUACAUGAGGAAUUGGCCUUGUUGCUUCAUUUGGUAAAUGUCAUGAAGCUCCCAACCGUUGUGAUGAUUGGCGUAACAUCAAGUAAAAACUCCAACGAGGACCUCGAGGUGACCUGCCAGAUUGGAGAACACUUGGCCAGUGUUUCGUCUCUUACAUUCUCCAAAGAAAAGAUGGUCCAAAGUCCAACCAAGGCUUCCAGGGACGGCAAAGAGGCUUGGCGUGCACUAUACGGAUGAUGUUCUCGUUUAGCUCUGCGUUUCUCUUUGGGAUGAUAUCGUAGUGUAGCCUAUGGGGGGAGCCUCCAUCUUCUAGUUCUAUGUUCUUGUUUUUGAGUCUAAAAAACGGUGUGAUGUCAAAUUGCAGUCUUGUUGUUCACCCACGAACUCUACUAUGAAGAUAAGUUUUUACACA